CGGUGCUGCCCGGAGCGCAGGGAGUCGAGCGAGCGCGAGCGCCAGGCGCCGGGGCCAGCAUGGCGUGGCCCUGCAUCAGCCGCCUCUGUUGCCUGGCGCGGCGCUGGAACCAGCUGGACCGCUCCGACGUGGCUGUGCCACUGACCCUGCACAGCUACUCCGAACUCGAGAGCGAGGAGCCGGGCCUGGGCGGUGCCACCUCACGCAGGGGCUCGUCCCCCGCAGGCUCGCGGGACCCCGGCCGGGACGUGCCGCUUACUCAGUACCAGCGGGACUUCGGCGUGUGGACGGCGCCCGCGAGGCCCAGAGAUGCAACACUGGGGCGCGGGUCGGGAGCGGGCGGCCGCAGGAUCAAGCCCCCCGCGCCCUACAGCCGGGGGGUCUACGUGCUCCCCGUCGGCGACGCAGAUGCGGCUGCAGCGGCGACCACAUCGUACAGACAGGAAUUCCAGGCUUGGACUGGAGUGAAGCCAUCGAGAUCCACAAAGGUGAAACCCACCACAGUCAUCACAACCCACAGCUCUGGAUGGGACAGCAGCCCCGGGGCUGGCUUCCAGGUCCCUGAGGUGAGGAAGAAGUUCGCCCCUAACCCCUCAGCCAUCUUUCAGGCCUCAGCUCCCCGGAUCCUCAACGUGUGAUUGCCCACGGAGAGGAGCGAGCAGCCACAGAGGAUCAGAACCCACUGCCCAGGGACUGGGUGAGGUCUCAGGACCAGAUGGCCCCUGCUGUCAGAGGGGGAGGGUCCUCCGUUCUCACCGUGGGGCACUACUUCCUCUCCAAGCUGCACGAGGCUGCGGGCAGAACAGAGGCACAGAGGGACACAGCACCACCCAGCUCAGCUCUGGGCCUCAGAGAUGUGUGCGGAAGGCUUCAGAUCUUUUUUAAUUGCCUCUUUUGGCCACCCUUCAUUUUUUAAAUCUGAAGAACUUGAUCAGUUCUACUGUGAACUGAAUUGGUCGUUGGGGGCUGAGGAAUAUGGACAUAACAGGUCCUUGAAAGAUCCAGUAAUGUCCACGUUGUUGUUUUCGCAGGCUGCAUGACAAUUUUAUAACCGAUGGUAACCCAACGUGGUGUCCUUGGAUAGUCCCACCAACAGCCCCACAUGUUCAGGCUGUAGAAGAAAUCUUAGGUUAUCACCUGCAUGUGACUCAUGAUGAUGCUAAGUAACCAGGAAGAAGUUUCCCAAAGAAGCAGAAUAUCAAUCAUAGGGUUUCAGUUUUAAAGACAAUUUCUUUAUGGCCAAGACGACCCUGGUUUUAACAAAACAUUUCUUGGGAUGAGUGAAGUACUGAGUGAAUGACAUUUACCUUAGUAUUACUGACUCCAGUUUUGUUCCCUUAAUGUAUUGAUGACUAGAUGGGAACUACUAUACUAAGAACUGGGAGCUUCUUUGGGAGAAGGGUGGCAUUAGCUUCAUUCCCUGAAAGACCUGAAAACGUCAUCUCAUUACAGGGAGCUCACUAGCUGUUGAGGCAGCUCAUUCUGUUUUUGGAAGGCCCUCUCCUUUCUUGACAAAUUCCAGCCAGUGCAGCCACCUGGAACUAGCCUGGUCCCCUCUUUGCACAGCAGCCCUCGAAACAUUUGAAGGAGUUUGUGUUCCUUUUAGAGAUCAGAGGCACAAGCUAAGGACAGUUUCGGUAAGGAAGCUCAAGGAUUUCCCUUUGGAUCUUUACCUCUUUCCAGCCCUCAGGUGGCUUAGCCAGGUGAGCACUUACUUUCACCACAGGAGGUGGCAUUCAGGUUUUAGAAGCAGCUCAGAGCGGAGGCGGAGCCCUGUUUCCAGCUCAGGCUGUGAGGGGCCAUCAGUCCCCUCAGAGGUGCUAGCUCCCAGCUCUGGCACAUUUCCAGCAAAGGAAAUGUUGAGAGAAUCAUUUUAAAGGGAAAAGCAAAACCAUAUGCUUACACAAAGGGUCCUAUUAUUUCAGACUUCAUUGGUUUGCAUGUUAGAUGCUUCUAAGGGAAAAGAGACUGCGUGCUGGGCAUUCUGUGAGAAGCAAACAGAUUAAUGGUACAAUCCCAGAUUUUACUAAAACGCAAACAUAUUGUUUCAAUUUAACAUUUCUUUAAAUUAAUUAUAAACACGAACGCCUUCUCAUGUCUUCCUUUAUCUCCUCUUAGUAAGAGGACUUCAAUGUGCCAUGGCUACUGCUGCUCUCCCUUGGAGGCUUGUAGAUUCUGAGAACGCUGACCCUGGGCUGCAGUCGCACUGCUGUCGUAUGUAGUAAUAUUUAACAGAACCCACGAACUUCCUCUUUUACACUUACCCAUUUCCCCCCAACCCCGCUAGGAGCCUAGGGUAAAAGGACUGUCUUUGAAGCUAGUCUUGGGCUCAAAUCUUGGCUUUUCCAUUCACUAGCUGGGAGCAGUUUAAGCUUCUGUUUCCUUAUCUGCAAAGUAUGGGUAAUGCCACUCCCCUCCCCACCCCCCCUAGAGAAUGUGUUUAUGUGCAGCGUGCUUAGUACAGUAAAUGGCCAACAAAGCACAGCUGCUGUACUUAUUCUCUCCUGCCCAAGCACCCCUUCCCGGGAGCCUGCUUUACUCCCAUCUGCAGCUUUGGUCCAUCUGAUGCCACUGACAGGCCCUCUCAGUAGCCCCUGCCUGUGUCACACCACAUAGCCAGCCAUGCCCAUCCCUCCCCCAGAGCCUGUCCCAAGAGCCCAUUCACUGAGCUGGGGGUAAAGCAGGCUGCCCCAUGCUGGCAGUGUUGGCACUGCAGCAGCGGUGGGCACACCACUGCCUGAGAGAGGCCUGACCUCUGGAAGGCAUCCUGCACACCCAGGAACAAACAGCUUUUCAAAAACACCCCAACCCAACAGCCUUCCUUACUAGACUUCAUUAAUUAUUAGAUCUGGAUUCUGAAACAGCAGCUUCCUCCCACUAGGUCUUCAUAAGGCCUUAACACUGAGAUAAUAGCAGCCUCAGCCACGUGGUCCCAACUCACCUAGGUCAUAUGUAUGAUACAAACAGACGAAGACCGAAAGGAACGUACUGGAACACUGAUGGUGGCUAUCUUUGAGAAGGGGAACUAUGGAUAAUUAAAAAUUUUUUACACCUUACAGUAUUUGCUAAAAGUUUCUAUAUAAUUAGCAUUUUUAUAUUAAAUUAAAAAGCAGUUUAAUCUGCUUGUUAGGUAAUUUUAGCCAAAGGAAAGAGUUCAAAUUAAUUAUUCCAUGACCAAAGUUAGCGCUGCAGUAGCAGCCUUGACCAGCCGUGAGGAGGCCCAACCACAGGGAGGCCCCUGGGUCCUGUCACCCACAGUCAUUUAGACCAAGACUGACGGCUCCGUAGUGAGUCGAAUUCAGAAAAACCCAUUACAAACACUGAUACUUUCAUCCUUGUAAUAACUCCAGGAUUUUCGGCCAAACUCCAAAAAGCAGCUUUUGAGAGAACCUUGGCCAUGCAGCCCACCCUGGGCCAACGGGGGACCCUUUGAGCAGGAUCAGCUCCGCUGGCCUCACUCACACAGGCGCCUUCAGUCAGUUAAGAGGGAGUCCCCGAUUAAGGUACGGCAAAACCGUGGCUGACAAAAAUAACAUUCAAGAAGGGGGUCUAGUCAAUGCCCCUAUUCUCCUUCCUCCAGACCAUCAACUUCGUAAAGGUUGACACUAAGUGAAGCCUGGUCCCAGGAAAGCUACAUACUUGGAUUGUAUUACGGGGCCUCCUCCCCAAAGAACUUCUUACCUUUGAAGAACCAAAGCUUUCAAAGCUUUUAGUUCUUAUUAAGGGUGGAUAUAAAUAAUAGUCAUUUCUGAAAUAUUUCUGUACUUGCUGUAAUUUUUUAGCCACUGUGAUAGCAGAUGGUCCCAGCAGGACUGGGUCACAGGAGUAACUUCUUUCUGGCUUCAGCACAGACCCAUUCUUGCCAGACGAACCAGUGUGCUUCUUGAUUGGACAACAGGAGCUGUUUUAAUCUUUGCUUUGGCUUUGAGGUAGUUUUCCUUUGCUCCAAGCUGUCAGAAACCACUAUGGCCAGGACCAACAUGCAUUUUUCCAAAACUUUUUCAGAUUUUUAUAUAACUGUAAUCCUUAUUUUAAGUAGCUGCAAAUUCUUUUUGGAAAGAAGUGGAAGAAUUAAUUCAAGUACACAAACACCUAUACCUUUGCCUCAUCCCAGCUCUUUUUGACCUAAUGUAAGAAAAACCCUACCAAAGUGUAGUGCUCCAAACUCAGAAAAACCCAUCACAAAUACUGAAAGAUUUAUUGUAGAUAUUUUUGUUACACAAUUAUGUUACAUAUUAUGAUACAAAUACAUUUCAUUGCAACAUUAACAUAUAUGGGGACUGUUAAAUCGCUUACUAUUUCUUUUGCAAAAAGAUAAUUUCUUGAGGCUUUCACACCUGUAAUAACUGACUCUGUUCUCAUUUGGAGCAAAUCGUCAUUCUUUAGAUCUGAGUCACAGUCCACUGCUGAAUGAGUCUACACUUGCCCAUUAACCUUGCUUGGAGUAUUUUAUGUAUGGAAUAUCUGAGCCUUUACUACUGAACUGUUUUAUUACUAAGCCAGGACGUGCCCUAUGCCUUACUGAGUAAUUUCCCUCUGCAGCUGCUGUCCUCAGAUGCUGAAUAAAGGGCAGAUUUCUUGUAGUUGCCUCCCUGCCUUCUCCUGACUCGAACAUCUAGAGGAUUCAUGAAAACGUGAAUUAUGUUGCUUGGAUAAGUUUCUUUGGCUCUGACUCACAGCUUUCACUUUUUCUUGGAGCAGAUUCCUAACUGCUGAGAAUAAAUUCUUUACUUCUACAGACUGUCAGGAGGAUUGGGGUAAAGUGUCUAUAAUGAAACUGGACAUCAUGCAGGGCGCGGCUAACUUUCCUUUUUCCGACCACUUCUGCCUCCCACUGAGAUGGCCUCUGCCUAUGACACAAUCUGUUCUCACUGCUUCUGAGCACUGACAUCCCUGUGUCUUGCCUUUGACAGUCCUUUCUCUACCUUUAAGGCACUCACAAGUGUUUAAAACACUUUUCUUCUUGGGAAAAACUCCUUGACAGAGAAGAACAAGACACCAAAUCCACUGGAUAGGUUGAACUGUCCAAGGGGCUGCUUCCCACUGGCCACUCAACGUGGAUUCAGCAGCAGAAGCUCCAGCAGACCACGCCAAUGGUGAGGAACCAGCUCUCUGCCCGGCACACACUCAAAGCUGGCCUGAGUCUGCCAAGUGCCCGGGCUUUGUGGGUACUGUCUAUGGCUAAGAGCUUCUCAGUUGUAGUCAAACCUUUUCCUGACCUAUGCUGGGAUCUGUCCAUCCCUUGACAAUGCUCUGAGACUGGUUGUAGUAAUGCUCCUGUGUCCCAUGAAAGAAGCAUUCUCAGUCUGCAGCCUCCCAGGCUUGUGUGUCUUCCACACAGCAUCACUGCUUCCUGAGCCGAUGCUUGGGGUCUGAGUGCCGAAGCCCAGCCCUCCUCCAGAUGUUAUCAGGGUAACUAGAGGGUGGUGGUGGUGGUGCCUGUAACCCCAGCCCACAGAAUGGGUGAAAUCUCUAGCUUGCCAGACUCAUUUUCUGCCUCCUGGAGGGAGACUCAGGCCCAAGGUGCCCACUGGAAAACACGCAGAGGACAGAAGGGCCUGAUACAUGGGGCCUGACCCUGCUCUGAUGGAGACCCUGAUGGAGCCUGCACGGAGAGGGAACAGAUUCAAGCUGACAGAGCAUGCAUCCACUCAUGGCUUCACUCUAGAAUCGGGAAACAAACUUCUCUCCUAAAAGGAUUUGACCUGGGACUGAACACUGGUGUUACUAAGUGGAGGCAAUGGUUUAGUAGCCAUCAUACUCCGAGGCACACAGAAAACGACCUUCUCUCCCAAAUAGAAGAAUCAUCACAGUUCAAGACUUCGAAUCCUGCUUUCCUAGGGGCAUCUUCAUUCUGUUCACUGAUCUUCAUUCAAUAUCCCCAUGUGUUUGUUUGUGAGGAAGUCCAGAAAAGGAGUGUUGCAAAUGGCCUGGUGAAUAUUACUCACUGUAAUUUCUUUGGGAAUCCUGGUCCAAAAAACAAAGAUGUUAGUGAUUCUCUCAAAUAUCUAAAUAAUUUAACCAAUUAAGUUACUGAAAGGACCAUCCCAUGCACAGGCUCCAGUAGGUGGGGAUGAUGAGUGAUAGGCACGGUUUAGGGCCACUCUGGGGAUGGGGAGUGGGCAGGUGCCUUCUCUCUCCCCCUCUUCUUUCCCACUAAUUCCUUUGACUCUGGUGGAGAUGUGGCCUACCCUCUUCCCGGUCAGCCCUAUUUAGUGCUCAAAUAUGACUUCCUACCAGAGGCAUGAGAUGGAUUUCAAUAAGGUGGUUGAAUGAUUAAGAAGAAGAAAAAAAAGACUGGGGAUUGAGAAAAGAAAAAGGAAGUAAAGCAGAACAGAACGUUAUUGCUGUAAUUCAGUCUCAGCUGAAUGAAAGCUGAGUCAAUGCACCACAGAGCCCAUCUCUUGGAAAGAUGGGAGAUGGAGUCAUGGCAGGCCAAGUGUGACGUUCAAUGUUCUUAUCAAAAGGACUCAGGUCACUCUAUGUCUUCACAUUUGGGACCAGAGAGGCGAGCAGGGGCUGCAGAGGCACUCCGCCCACUCCUGGAUCUCCAGCAGGACAAGAAGCAGCAUUACUAGAACUCCUUUGUUCCUCACUUUUUGUAAAGACCUCUCUACACUGCCUGAUGUGUUACAUUCCUGUUAAGUCUGACCUAAUCAUAUUCCUCUGAUUUAGGUCUCUUCAUGUCCUCAGGUAUUCUGUUAAAGUUAUAUAAAUUUAUGACAACCUUUAAGCACAACAGAAUAAAAUAAAUGUUUCCUUUGAAAGGAAUGCCUGUCUAUCAUUCUUUCAGGGCCCAGGAAAAGAGCAAAAUUCAGCGUCCCAAUCAAUGACAAUUAGAGAGGCUGCAAAGAGCACUGGUGAGCCUGUGGGUAUAGAGCCAGUGAGAUCUAAGUUUAAAUCUAGGUUCUAUCAUGUAUUGGCUGGGAAAGCCAGGCAAGAUUACCUUUCAGAGCCCGGUUUCCUGAUUUCUAAAAAGGGAGCAUGAGUUCUGAAAUGAACAACAAAUUAGGUAAUAUAUGCAGUGCCUGGCCCUAAACCUGACAUGAAAGAAACACUGCUUUUAUCUUCAAUGGCAACGAAUUGGUAUUUGUUCAACCCUGUAACAUAUGAGAGUCCUACUGAACAGGGUCUAUGCAGUAGAGACGGGGAAGAUACAGACCUCUCACAACCACGAGACUGUCUCAAAACAACCAAGUAGACCCCAAGUCUGUCUGGCUCUGAGAAUGUCCCAAGCACUGACACCUCCUACUGAACUGACUUAGGUCUAAAACAUCAUGAUGGGCAACUAAACUGUGAGGAAAUAUCUGUCAGCCUGAUACCACCAACCAAAGAGAUAACGGUACCUGUUGUGAGAUGCUGCCUGGUAUCCAACCGCCAAAGCCUGUCUCAGGAUGUCACUGACCAGCUGCUCUGUAGCCUACAACAGAAGAUGCUGUUACUCUCAAAAGGGCCACCUGCUUGCUGGCAAGAAGGGAUGCAGCUGACCCCAUCCCAUACCCUAAACUUGGAAACAGCUAUAUCUAAGGAUCAAAAGUCCUUAAGGAAAAAUUCAAGGUUCGAAUAAUAGACCACAAAUAAUAGCCCACAAUUACAGAGGCUAUGAUUCUGAGAAAUUAUGAAGGGGGUAAUUUUCAUUAGUCAGACAUUAUUUUUAAGGAGAACAGGUGAGGGCUAUUUGUGAGGUAUCCCUGCUCCUGGAGGAGAUCUACCAGGAAAGGAACUGCUGAGCUAGGAUCUGGCUGGGUAAGGAACCUGGUUUUGUCAUCCUCUCACCGAGGGAUGGGACAGUUGUGGCUACUGUUGUGACAUGUGAGUCACCUCUUUAAGCACUGAGACCUAUGACUCUCACCUCAGGCUUCUUAAAAAGCACUUGAAAUGGCACUGAAAGAUAUCAUUAGAGUGACAUCAGCACAGAAACUCUUGUAGCACUACAAUUUAAUUCAUUUAAAAAUCAGAAGGAAAAAAAAGAGAAAACUUUAAGCCCGAAUAAGCUGAGAAAUCGUAAAGCCUGUCAUCUCUGUACCAUUUCUGUCCUGCCUGGCUGGCCCCUCAGCGCUUCAGCCCCUGACGGCAGCUCACGGCCCCUCUGCUGCCCACAGGCACCCACCUUCAAAAUCAUAUCUUCCACCACCGACGCAUACACAUUCCUAUGCAGCGCCACAGGCUGCAGGGUGAUCCCAAUCUGGAAGAGCAGAAGAAAGCCAUUUGUUCGUAUGUCUUCAUGAAAAACAAGCACGCUUCUGAUACCCAAGAUGAUGUCCGGGUGGAAGAAUAACUCCACAAACGUUCUGGACAAAACUCAUGAAGAAGUAACACAGAAUAUAACCACCCGAAAAUCUGUUAUCCUACCACUCCAUGUUUCUAAGGGAUUGUUAAAAAUGCUACUAUAAUCCUGCUCUUACCCCCAAAUCUCCUUCAUGAGAGAACGUAGGAUUUGCCAUGAAUUCUGACAGUGGGAGCAACAUAUUGGAAAGCCUGGAAUCAGACUCUCAGGCCCUAUUUGCAAUAGGUGAUAAAGAUAUACUUGGAAACGGCCCCACUUGUCAUCUCCUUCUGUAGGUGAAAAAAAACUAGUCUUUCAUCACUUGGGUCCCAGGCAGCCGUGCAGCGGGCAGAUGCUGAAGUGAGGCUGCGUUCCACUGGAGGUAGGUAGAUAAUUCUCUCCUGUACCAUAAGGGCACUGAGUGCCACGUCCACACCCUGGCAGGGCACUUGGGAGCUAUUAGUGUCAGGGAGAGCUCAUUAUGACAUGCCUCAUGAGGGAAGGGUGCUUCUACUGAGGCAAAUGAGAAAAGAGCAGAUGAAAAGUAAAAAACUGCCUACGUCUAGCUGCCUUUGCUUCAAUUUCAUGUUCAACGAGCAGCCUCUCUACAUAUGUAAUUCAUUUUCCUGCCCAAAGGCCCCGAUGUAGGAAGGCAGGUGCCCAGAGAGCAGAGCCCAGGUUUACCAGGCAGAAGGAAAUCAUACACCUGCUUCACCAGAAAGUCUGGUGUCAGUUUCUAAGGCUGAACACCUUGCACCUUGCACCUGGUUAGGGAUCCAGCAGCACAGGCCUUAGUCCCCUACCUUCUGUGUGAUGUCACCAAUAAAUUCAGAGCCUGGUGUUGGUGGCAGGUAGAAUUUCAUUUCUUCCUGUUUCUCGUCCUGUUCUUUUUUGAUGUUUAUCUUUAACGGCUCUGAGAGGUUGAGGAUGUCCACCUCCUCCUCAUUCUCCGGCUCUCUUUUCUGAAACUGCUGCAGGUCCUCCAGUUUCCGGCAGAGGUUGUCAGCAGAGGAGAAGGAUGACGGGCACUCUAAAUGAGAGGUAAUCAGUCUUAUGACAGCUGUGGUGACAAAAGAAAGGGACUGUCCAUCUCCAAGGGACCAAUAGCCUGAGACCCAGAGAAGAAGGGUAAGUAUCAAGGGAGCUGACCUUCUUUCUGGUUCUAAAAUUCUAUGAAUCUAUAAUUAUGAGAACUAGUAAUUCAUAAGGGAGACAAGCACCAAGACAGGCAUCUUGCGUUAAAACAUAUGUGCUGUUAAGGACAAUCUAAGUCAAAACAGCACAUAAUUCAUACUUAUGCCACCAAAAACGAGGCCAUCCUCCCACUCCACUAAUUUGUUUUCAGAUUUUAAAUCUGGAGAAUUUAGAAAUGCACAAUAAAGAAAUUAAAACUCAUCCAUGCUCUGCUUAGAGAUAAGUACUACUAACAUUUUAGUGUAUAUCGUGCAUCCAGUCUUUAAUAAGUUGAUUUAUACAAAACCCAACAAAGAGUAUUAGAAGUUUAAAGCCAGCAGGGGCUCUGGGAAUCUUCUAGUGCAUCCCUUUCACUUUAUAGAUAAAUAAGUGAGGUCCAGACUGGGACAAGAUGGAGUUAAGGGCAGCCAGCAGGAUGGAGGUAGAGCAUCCAGCUCCUGGCUUUCUCUGUUUUAUUGGCAGGAUGCUCACAGAUCAGUCAGUCAUAUUAACAGAAAGCCUAGUACAGGUAAAGUAUUGUGCUUUACAUACACUACCGGUGAAGCACAGAAGUAAUCGACAUGGUCUCUGCUCUCCAAAGAGCUUAGAUAUAAAUCUGACAAACCCUCAAGGUUCUGAUAUUAAAUAGCACUGGAGAUCAGAGAAAGGACCUGUGUUAGGGCUCUGGGGAAAGCUUCAUGGAGAAAGUGGGACUUGUGCUAAGUCUUAAAGGAACCCCCCCCAGACCCUCCCUGUGCUCCAGGUUCCCUCAGACUGGGAGGUGGAGCAUCUGUUUUUCUACAGAAAUGGGGCUGAGAGGAGAAAACACUCCUUAUUCAUUAAGGUGAAACUCAAAAUAUUUUCCCCAUAUGUCUUUUAUACCCAGCUCCCCUGCACCCCUGCCCACAUAUAGCUCAGUUAUUUGUGUCUUUAUCAUAAAACAAUUCGUUUUAUCUGCAACAUUAUUAGUUGUUUAAACCUGUGCCUCCAGCACUGGGCAGUGCACUUCCAGGCUAGGUUUUGGAGAUAAAGUAACAGAUAAGACAUCGUCCCCAUCUUCAGGGAGAAGACUCGUCUGUGUGAGGGUGGCUAUAAGGUCACAAAGGAAGAAGUCACUUCUACCACAAGGAAAGGAGUUAGAUCAAGAAGGUCUUCAAAGGAGAAAUGAUGCUGAGGAAGGGGGCUCCUGAAUGAACAGUGUGUUCCUGUUGCGUGUCACGGGCCAGAACAUUCCUGACUGGGGCACAACACUUGGGACACUUGGGCACAAAUAGUUCUGUAGGGACCAUCCUAGGGGGUGGGCGGGACACCCAGGGUGGGCUCCUGUUCUUUAAGGCAGCUCUUGGAGUCCUCAGGUCCCUUCACCUCAGCUGAAGGAAAGAGCAUGGAAAACUGCUGGGGCUGACGUGGCCCGAAAACCAUGGAGGCUGACAGGUGACCACGUGCUCCAAGGAAACACCUCUCGGCUGCUGAUGGUGCCAGAGUCCCACCAGUGCUUACCUGGCUCGCUGUCAAUCUGGGUCAGCACAUCCUCGAUCGAGUCCCCGUCGCUCCUCAGGCUUUCGGGGUCAGGUGGGGUGUAGCCAUGGCAGCGACACCAGUGAGCAAUGUGCUUGGUUUUAAGCGGGGUCAGGUGAUGAAAUCUUGCAUUCUUUUCCAGUAUUUCUUGUAAGACUUUUCGCAUUGUCAUCGCUCUUUGCCACUUAAAAAAAUUGAGGGGGGAGGGGGAGAAUUCUUCAACUUAGCGUGUUCAAAUAAAUCACCCAACUCUAAACUAC
Molecule: messenger RNA, 11217 nt
Organism: Globicephala melas (long-finned pilot whale)
Lineage: Eukaryota; Metazoa; Chordata; Mammalia; Artiodactyla; Delphinidae
Gene: MAP6D1
Product: MAP6 domain containing 1
Biological process (GO): microtubule cytoskeleton organization; regulation of microtubule cytoskeleton organization; cytoskeleton-dependent intracellular transport
Cellular component (GO): cis-Golgi network; Golgi-associated vesicle; microtubule
Molecular function (GO): calmodulin binding; microtubule binding
Source: RefSeq, a predicted model, not a curated record